Closterium sp. NIES-65 is the source of this 178-nucleotide messenger RNA. NCBI's taxonomy places the organism in Eukaryota, Viridiplantae, Streptophyta, Zygnematophyceae, Desmidiales, Closteriaceae. The record is from the annotation of a GenBank genome assembly.
AUGGGCAAGCGAGAGGACAACGAUUCCACCAACCUCCCGCUCGUGAAAGUGGGUCGGUUCGGGCGCGUGACGGUGGCGGAGCAGGGCGCGGAGGACCGCGACGCGGCGGCGUACAAGCGGCUGAUGGCGCUCAUGAAGGAGGAGGCGCGGCCCAUCGGGUACCUGCACGGCCGGGGAG